CACGUCUUCUGUGUACGGCAUGUUGCCACCUUACGCACGGCUAAAAUUAUUUAACGAUGUUAUUUGUGAGAUGUACAAAGAACGGAUCAUUAUCGGAAGGAGUACUAGCGCAACACCCGUCGACGUCGAUGUGGGCCAAUCUUCUUUCGUUUCGCGUCAACAUUUGGAACUGUUGUGGGAGACGAACAUUUUGAAACUUCGUUGCAAUGGCAAAAAUGGUAUUUUUGUCGACAGAUCUUUUCGACCAGGUGAUUCACUCCCCAGAACUCUUCCCUUCAGAUGUGUACUGCGUUUCCCGAGCACGUCCAUUUGCAUCCAAGUAGAGCAAUGUCGCCGUGUUAGUGGCCGGAGACGGCCUCGGUCUAGUUUACGUUUCCUGCGCAGAUCAUCUGCUGAUGGCACGAUGCUGUCCGGUAGCAGUGGUUCUGAUACCGACACCCACUCAAGCACAAAACGUCGUCGCCAAACCACACUGCUAACAGAUAAUGAACAAGAUUCAUCGAUUGAAGACAUGUCUGAUUCAGCAAAUGAUGGAAAGCAACAGUAUAAGAUAGACAAAUCCAUUCCAUUACUGCAAACAGUGCAAGUUCAAAGUCGCACACGACGCAAGCAAGCGUUAGUACCAAAAGGUGUGAUUCGGCUUCAUCCCACCGAUUCAUCCACGUCAAACAAGGAACGCGAUUGCCAUGCAAACUCUGUAUUAUCUGAAAAUGUUCGAACGGAUACUGUCUCAGACAUUCCAAUCUCAUGUUCUGGUCAAGUACCUGUCCAACAAAGUUAUCCUACCGGAAUGAACUGCGCACUAAGAUCUCCACUGGAUCACACAUCUCCGGUCUCGGUUGCCAUCACCUCAUCGACAACAACAUGCUCAUUCCCAACCAGGCAUUUCGUUCUCACCGCUGUCCCGGUUUACUCACCUCAGUCUAAGGUCACCGCGGUGCUUCGCCUGACCGAUCUGGAACGAGGUGAUCGGAAUAACAAGCCACCCUACUCAUACGCUCAACUGAUUGCUCAGGCCAUUGCGAGCCAACCGGAUCGACAAAUCACACUGAGUGGCAUUUAUGACUACAUUAGUCAAAACUAUCCAUACUACCAUACACAGGAUAAAGGCUGGCAAAACUCUGUGAGACACAACUUGUCAUUGAAUCGUCAUUUCAUCAAGAUCCCUCGUCCCCAAGAAGACCACGGAAAAGGAUGCUUCUGGCGCAUUGAUCCCCUGUUCGAGUCAAAGCUACUCAGUAUGGCGUUUCAGAAACGACGUUCUCGCGGGUAUGAAGGAGUGUUCAUUCCACCAACAAGUGGAGCGCAUACUUGGCGACUACCUUCACUCCGCCGUUCGGGUGAUACCAGGACUGCGGGUUCUAACGUGGUGCAGGUCGAUUCGAACGGUGUUGUUACAUCACAUUCGUCUUUAAUACCCUCAUCGACUCAUACAUUUACUUCGUGCACGGAUGGUGUUACGCUUGGCCACGUGGCUCAUCCAACGACACCAUCUCUGGCUCUCACCAAAACAACGGAAACCAAUCCCACUAUGACCUCCUUCCCUCGUCCAUCCAACCCUACAAAGUCAGUAUCGGGUGCAUUUGGUCCGAUUGCGUUACAACCCACCCCGAAGAAGCUCCAGACCAAGCCACCCCGCUUGAUUGUUUGCUAUUCAAACAACACGACGCAAUCACCGCAGAUAAAUAUACUUCCGAAGGCAGUAGAAACCACUUAACUGCAUCCACUUGAUUCCAAUUCCGGUGGUUGCAGACCUUCUGGCUGUGUUCAGCACUGCAUUCCCAUAUCUUUCUAGUACUGUUAUUUUAUUGUCUCGCUGUUUUACCUUUCUUCAUUGUUCAGCUGGUUGUUCCUACCCUCCCCCCACCUACUACGCUUUCGUAACAUAUCACUCACAUAUCGAGUGCCUUGCUCCACUCAGCCUGUUAUUGGUAUUUUCAUCCUCUUGGUUACGCACCACUACCACCCAACCUCUACAUAUCUGGGCAGUUAAUCUCUACUCAAGGCUAUGUGUAUGGAUGAACAGAAACCAAUCGUAUUCAUGGUUGAAAGGUCGUUUGCAUCCUGUUGACCAAACGACAGUUCCUUCACCAUACACUCAUUGCAUCAUACUUUUGUUACAGCUGAUUUUGAUCACACGUUUGACGGUCUUACUUGGUUUUUUAAACUCUCCUUAUUUUCCGCUCCUUCGGGUCUGUGCAUAUCAACAUAGGUG
Opisthorchis viverrini is the source of this 2215-nucleotide messenger RNA. RefSeq lists its product as hypothetical. NCBI's taxonomy places the organism in Eukaryota, Metazoa, Platyhelminthes, Trematoda, Opisthorchiida, Opisthorchiidae. The coding region runs from base 20 to 1717 and encodes 565 amino acids. The record is from RefSeq and is a predicted model, not a curated record. The transcript has 5 exons. Gene Ontology annotation, molecular function: protein binding; RNA polymerase II cis-regulatory region sequence-specific DNA binding; DNA-binding transcription factor activity, RNA polymerase II-specific. Gene Ontology annotation, biological process: regulation of transcription by RNA polymerase II.